Molecule: messenger RNA, 405 nt
Organism: Dinoponera quadriceps
Lineage: Eukaryota; Metazoa; Arthropoda; Insecta; Hymenoptera; Formicidae
Exons: 2
Coding region: 1-405 (134 amino acids)
Source: RefSeq, a predicted model, not a curated record
AUGGCAAAGUUCGCGAUCGUCGCGAUCGUCCUACUGGCGGUCACCGGUUCAUUGUCCCAGAGAAUAAUUAGGGAAACGCCAGCCGCAGAUACGAACGUGGAGGCCAUCAGGGACAUCCUGCAGAAGAUUUCGACGGGUGAUUCGAACGCGAAGGACGACGAGAGGCUGAUCGAGAUCAUCAAGGAGGAGAUCGUGAAGACCGCGGAGGAGAUCAAGUCGCCGGAAGGAUCGAUCGAUGCGGCCGCCAGGAAGGCGCAGUCGUUGGUCUCCACAUUGACCUCCUCGUACACCAGCGCCAUUUACAAGUCCAAAACGCCCGAGGAAGGCCGAGAGAACUUCGCGCGCUUCCAGACCACCGUUCAGGCGAUCGUGGAAUUCAUCAAAAACGGUCGAUUCCUAGCGUAG